AUGAUUGAUUUAUUAGCAGCAAAUAAUGGAAGAGAUUUAUCUUUACAAAACACAACUUUUGUUGUAUUGGAUGAGGCAGAUAGAAUGUUUGAUUUAGGUUUUGAACCACAAAUAAAUAAAAUCUUAUCUCAAAUUAGACCUGAUGGAGACAAACAGUAUUGUGGUAAAGAUCAAUUGGAUAGAAAAUAUGCUAUAAAAGAAUUUUCAUCACCAAAUAGUGGAGUAAAUAUAUUAAUUGCAACUUCAAUUGCUGCAAGAGGAUUAGAUGUUAAAAAUUUAUCUUUGGUAGUAAACUUUGAUCCACCAAGUCAUUUAGAAGAUUACGUACAUCGUGUUGGUAGAACUGGUAGAGCAGGAGCAAAAGGUGAAGGAAUUACGUUUGUGUUUAGACUGCAAGAAAAAGAAAUCAUAAUAUUGGUGAAAGGUUUAAAAUCUAGUUUAAAAGAUAUACCUCCAGAGUCACUAAAAAUAUCUGAAGGAUUUUUCAAAUAA
Messenger RNA from Lodderomyces jiufengensis, 492 nucleotides. RefSeq lists its product as uncharacterized. The record is from RefSeq and is a predicted model, not a curated record. NCBI's taxonomy places the organism in Eukaryota, Fungi, Ascomycota, Pichiomycetes, Serinales, Debaryomycetaceae. Bases 1 to 492 code for a protein of 163 amino acids. Gene Ontology annotation, biological process: mRNA splicing, via spliceosome. Gene Ontology annotation, cellular component: nucleus. The transcript has 2 exons. Gene Ontology annotation, molecular function: nucleic acid binding; ATP binding.